Amoebophrya sp. A120 is the source of this 4708-nucleotide messenger RNA. Lineage: Eukaryota; Dinophyceae; Syndiniales; Amoebophryaceae. The record is from the annotation of a GenBank genome assembly.
CUCAUAGGUCCGCUUCGUGUGUUCAGUUUAGUACUCCUCUUCCAGCACACUCAAUCGCGGAGUAAGUCUUGACACAGAAUGGAGCACAACUUGGCUGCGAAGUCUCCGCCCUUUGGGCAGGGAAGGGGCGCGGCGUGGCCACCACCGCCUCCCAUGUACAAGGGAGGCGGCGCAGUUGGAAUGAAGGUACUCUUGGUUCACGCCACUUUGUUAAACACUGUCUUUGCACUGCUCCUGGAUGCCUUUUUCUUUGUCUCGUUUUUUUUGAAAUUGUUUUUAUAAUAGUUAGUUUAUCACAAUCGAGUUUUUGUUUUCGUCUGGAUGUCCGUUUUUUGUUUCUCGACGCUUGAGCCAAGUUGUGUUAUGUUCUUUUUUUUGUGAUGAGGCACAAUAAGAAGCACGCGUUCCCUGCGCCGUCGUGGUCCUCGCGGGGUUUAAUAUCUCUCGAAAAAGAAUGCAAAAAUCUUUCCCAUAAUCCAGGCCGGCGGUGCAGCCGUGGGAUAUCACCAAUACAAUCCUCCGCCCUUUGGAGCACCGGCAGGCGGUAAGUUCGGGGCAGCUGGCGGCUCCAACCCAAACAUGAUGCCGCUAGGCGGUAAGCCAGCAUCCAUGAUGAUGCAGCCGCCCACUCCGACUAAUGCGAUGUUGCGCCAACAAGCGCCGGCGCCCAGCGGCGGAGCACCUCCGCCCCCCGGGGCGUACCACGGUAUGCCUCCGGGUGCGGGUGCCCCCCCUCACCCACCCCCGCUGGUGGGGGCGUCUGCCAGCACUUUUCCCAUGCAGCAACCUGGGUACGGUGGCGGCGGCGCGGUUUCUUCCACCAGUCACGUUCCCUUGCGCGGCGGGAACAAACGAGAAGGCGAUCACGACCCGCAAGCCAGCCCCGCGAACCUGAAGAAGCAGUUCAUUUCCCCAGCGGCCUAUCAUGGGGCGUAUUUUUAUUUCCUCAUAGAUUGGUACUCUAGAAGCGAAGGUUUUCUGAGACACCUUUCGUCCAGCACGACUGUUGAGCGUGGUCAUACAUUGUCUGUCAUUGUGUUGAAAGGAGGUUCGAUACAUUAACAAUUCAGCGACGGGGACCGUUCCAGCAAAGAGAGCAUAUGGAAUGCAAAAAUGUCUGGGUCUGGAAGAUUGCAACUUGUCAUGCAGUUUUUGGAGUCUAAAAAAAUGUGUAUUGCAUGACCAGCAAGAGGGAUACAAUGUGCGCUACACGAACAGGGCAUUUCUCAUGCGGAAGGUGCAUCAGGAAGCCCUCUAAAAGUCUGCGAUGCUAGGUCAUGCAUUACAGGCAUCAUGGGUCAUGAGUAAUAUGCAUGACAAAUCUUGUAUUCUUGCAGACCCAGACAUUUUUGCAUUUGAUAGAGCACCUCACACGACAACAAGCAGACGUACUCGGUGCUCGAUUACUUUCCCUACUGGUGGACCGAUAACCGCUUGCGGCACGAGUUUCAGAAGGACGGCUUCAACGGGGUCACCGUGCAGCACCGGCGGAUGCACAUUCCAUUGGAGUCAAUGGACAGGUUCGUCGUCUAUCUUCGAAAAAAAGAGCGGGCUGCGAUAGACGAGGCCGUCGAAAAGGGCAUGGUCCGAGAAGAGACGCUCGGGAUUGCGAUCCUGCCGGAAUCUUCGGAAGAGCCUCAUCCACAUCAGCAACAGCAUCCUCACAUGCAAAAUCAAGUCGGUGUGAGUCCGAACCCGUUCCCCGUUUUCCCGCCGCCACCCGGUGUGCUGCCUAACAGGAGCAAGGACUGUAUCUAUAUGCACGACUAGGGCUAGAAGAUGGGUGCUAUAUAAAUAUAAAUCGUUGCCUUCGCUUGUUUUUCUGUGCUAUUCAUGCUCUUUCUGCUGUUGCUCGAGGUCCACCGUCUGCAUUAAGAAACAAAUUUAUCCCAGCGCUGAGUCCCAGUCCUGACAGCUACGCAGAGUUUGGGCUCAACCUGUACUUCUUGGCGCUCGCGCAGCAGAAGCCAAUGCCGGUAGCCACGAUACCGAUGCAGUACUUCGAGCACUUUGGGCACCCCUUUCCGCGGGAGCGGUUUCUGCACGCACCGGGGCCCCUCGAGCGCAAGAUCGAGGAGCAUUUCGGGAAGUUGUUUGUAUUUUCGCAGGACUUCUCCGACGCACUGCUUGAGCCGGUACACGGGUACCACCCGGAGGACAUUUCCAUCUCUCAACUGAAGUCCCUGAUCUCGCAGCACUCCGCGAACAAUUACAACUACCCGGCGUAUGGAACAACCGCCUCGUCCUACGGAGGCGCCGCUGCGCCCGUCCUUUCGCAGUCAGCGGCGAAACGACGGGUUUACCUCGAGCUACCGGAAGAAAUCGUGUGCCACAGUGCGCGCUCGUUGCAUCGCUUGCUGUGCUACUUGCACCGUCGCCGGCGUAAUAUGCGGCGACGGGGUAGUACUGUGCGACAGCGAAAUCGGGACAAAAAGUCCGGAGGCGCAGUGCCUGAUCGGCUGAUGCUGAAACCUGCAGGCAGCAAGGAGGCUAAGCCGACGCCCAGCUCGGUCCAGCCUAGUUCAAGCGACGGCGAGGACGGACCGGAGAAUUUUGAAAACGAUGCGCCAAUCCCGGUCUCGGAGCUCGUAUCAAAUGCAAAAAUGUCUGGGUCUUGCAACUUGUGAUGCUGCGUUGGGAAUAGGGAAUGCUCUGUAAUGCACAGCCAAGCAUGAGAAAUAUCCGCACUUCUUUGUGUUGCGUUUUUCGCAUGACAAACUGCGUUUUUGCAUGACUUGCAUAAGGGUCUCUUCUUGGACACGCAUCACAAAGUUUUUGUUCAUCCCAGACAAGCAUGAAAAAUCUCGCAGUCUUCCAGACCCAGACAUUUUUGCAUUUGAUAGCUCGAGCCGGAAUACGAAAAGUUUUUCAAUAUCAACUGUAAAAAUGUCUGGGUCUGGAAGAGUCAUGCUGUUUCUGCAUGACACAGAAGGUCUGUCAUGGAAGCUCUAGCAUCACAGGUUUCGAGAAGCUUCCGCAAUGCCGAACCCGCAUGACAAAUCCCCCAUUUUGGUGACAGAAAGUGAGCAGCUUUUGCUACCUAUGCAUGAGAGAUUUUUGUGUGUUCCGAAAUGCGCAUCACAAGGCGCAUUCUUCCAGACCCAGACAUUUUUACACUUCAUAUUCAAAGUGCGACCGCAAUUCCACACGUUCCCGCACACCAAAUCCAUCCUGCACUUUUGCAUGCGGUUUCCGAAGUUGUUUCGCAUCUGCACCGAUGGUCUCGAGCCAUGCGUCCGCGCCGGCGUCGACACCCUGUCGACACAGCGUAUAGAUCCUGCAACCGGCGAGAAAAAGAUGGUUUUCCAGCUUCCCACAGAAGCCGAGGGAAAGUCAGAGGUUCCCAAGUCUGUGCGAAGGUUUGAGUUGGGCGCUGCAGAAAAGUUUGCUGGUAUAGUAAGUACGUGUUUAGUUGCUGUUCUAGCCCAGGCGGCUCGUGAAGAUUGCUAUCGAUGAAUGAAGUUCUUCCAAACUCUUGACGAAUUCAUAUUAUACUUCUUUGCGUCUCACUCUCUCUGUUGUAGUAGUGGCAGAACUUCUACCAGCUCUUGUUUGCAUUCUUGUACUACAUGAUCCACCCCAGCAGCCAUUACCAGUAGAAAACGCAUUCUAUUUUCUAAAUCUUUAGGGCUUGCGCUGAAUCUAUGGAUGUGUCAGAGUUGAAAUCGACAAAGUUGAAAUAAUUUGUCAUGCAUAAAAUGGAUGCCAGUUGGAACCCAGUUUUCAAGUGGUGCAUGACAAAUUUUGGCAGUCCCUAAAUCCAGUUUGUCAUGCGGUUUAGGCAAAGAAAACUGAUUUUCUCAUGCUACUUUAGCAGCUCGAGCUGUAACCCCAAACAGGCUUACAAUCGGCCUCACUUGCCUGCUCUGCAACACACGUGCCUCGGGUCAUGCAUUUUAUGCAUUACAAAUUAUUUCAACUUUGACGAUUUCAAACCUGACGCUUCCAUAGAAUCUGAUCGCCGAGGACAAGGGUGGGUCACUCGAGGACCGGUACCCGGAGUUUGAGUUCGUGGAAGAACUGGUGAAUUCCCUGGGUGGCUACGCAAUACAAAUUUCGCGUACAUGUACAAGAUGCAUCACAAAUUUCACCAAUCUGGAGCGUAAAACUUGUCAUGCUAAACUGGGAUCGAAGCCAUGUUUUGUCGUGCAGAGACCGCAUUUGUACGUGUGCGGGAUAUUUACUGUGGAUAGUGGUGCCACGAGAAGCGUGCCGCAGUUCCGCACCAUCCGCGAGUCGGUGCGCGCCGCUACCGUCGACGUCUUUGCGCGCAGCGGCGGAGGUCCUGGGCCGGGCCCGGGCGGCUACGGCUUCGGAGGGAUGGGUGGAGGGGGUAACCCCGGGGGUCCCGGCUCAUCUAUGGGGUUCUUUCCUCCCGGGAGACCAGGCGGCUUCCCCGGGUCCGCACCUCCCAGCGCCUGGCCGGGACCCGCAGGGCCCAGCGCUAGCUCCAGCUACUGGGCGGGGGGUGCUUACCGAGGUGGGAAGUGGUGAAGUGCGUCCUCAUUACCGCUUCCGAUGUGCUUCUUUUUUUUUCACUGGUCCCGUCCUCUCGUCGGCCAUAUCGUGAUAAUGAAGUGCUCAGUUUCGAUUUGAUGCGCUUCCGUGGUUUUGCUGAAUCUACUUAGAACGAAAUCGAACUGAAGAGAAAAAAAUGUAUUAGUUUGCCUGGAAGUGAAGAAGUAAGUGAGGCUUUUGAUGAGUUCAU